Messenger RNA from Apiotrichum porosum, 2232 nucleotides. It is a transcript of the gene DBP10, whose product is annotated as ATP-dependent RNA helicase dbp10. The transcript has 7 exons. The record is from RefSeq and is a predicted model, not a curated record. Gene Ontology annotation, molecular function: ATP binding; RNA binding; RNA helicase activity. Gene Ontology annotation, cellular component: nucleus. Lineage: Eukaryota; Fungi; Basidiomycota; Tremellomycetes; Trichosporonales; Trichosporonaceae. The coding region runs from base 1 to 2232 and encodes 743 amino acids.
AUGUCCGCCCACGCAUUCAGUGUAGGCUGGAUGGCCGAGGACGAUGGCCAAGCGUCCCAUGACCCUUCCGCAAAGUCCAAGUCCAAGUCGUCGUCCGGCACAUGGCAGGCAUUAGGUGUCUCCGAGGAGCUUGUGCGUGCUCUUCGCCUGAGAGGAUUCAAGAACCCCACUCCGAUCCAGAGGGCUGCAAUUCCAAGUGCCAUGGGAUCUCCACCUCGUGACGUCCUUGGCAUGGCUCGUACUGGCUCGGGCAAGACCCUGGCGUACCUCAUUCCACUUCUCCACCGUCUCGGUGGUGCCCGUAUCGAAGGCUCUGGAACACGUGCUCUCAUUCUUUGCCCCAGUCGAGAACUCGCGGUCCAGGUUCUGAAAGCGGGCAAGGAUCUGUCCCGCAGCCUGGCCAACGGCUCUGAGGCCCUCCGCUGGAGCAUUGUCAUGGGAGGCGAGUCGCUGGACGCUCAGUUUGAGGCGCUGUCGAGCAAACCCGACAUUGUUAUUGCAACGCCUGGUCGUUUCCUUCACCUUUCAGUCGAGAUGGACCUCGAUCUCCGCAGCGUCGAGACCGUCAUUUACGACGAAGCCGAUCGCCUGUUUGAAAUGGGCUUUGAGCUGCAACUGCGUGAGAUUUUGCAUCGUCUUCCGUCCAGCCGUCACAGUUUACUCUUCUCGGCCACUCUGCCUUCGUCUCUUGCGGAGUUUGCCAAGGCGGGUCUGAACAACCCCGAGUUCAUCCGCCUCGAUACCGACCAUCGCAUCAGCCCCGAUCUGAAGGUCGCUUUCUUUUCUACCAAGCCUGACGAAAAGGACGCCAGUCUAUUAAUUUUGUUGCGGGAGGUUAUUGGAAUUCCGGUUGCUAGUGCGGUUACCAAGGGCAACCCCAAAGCAAUCGUGUUCGCCUCCACAAAGCACCACGUCGAAUAUCUCUCCGUGUUCCUCCAAGCUGCCGGCUAUCGCGUGUCCUACAUCUACGGAUCACUGGACCAGCUUGCUCGUCAGCAACAACUGCGCCUUUUCCGUCAAGAUGAAACAGACCUCCUCGUGGUCACCGAUGUGGCUGCCCGAGGCCUCGACAUUCCGACAAUGGGCCACGUCAUCAACUUCGAUUUCCCAGCAGGUGUGCGUGUGUUCGUCCACCGUGUGGGUCGCACUGCCCGAGCGGGAAACCAUGGCAAUGCCUGGACCUUGGUGACUCGCGAUGAUCUGCCCUACCUGCAUGAUCUGGAAACUUUCCUUGAACGACCCCUUAUCAGCAACAGUGAAAUCUUCGGGUCCUUCCCGCGAGAGGACCUGGAAGCAGCAGUGGAGUACAUCCACCAGAGUCUGGAUGUGUCGGAGAACCAGCUCCCCGCUCUUCGCGAAGUCAUGAGGCGUGGACAGAAGAUGUUUGAGAGGUCCAGGACCAAGGCCAGUCGUGAUGGGUACAAGAUCACCAAGGCAUUCCAGUGGCAAGCUGUUCCUGUUCAUCCGUCAUUCGGCGGCGAGGAGGAAAUGGCCAUUGAUGACGACAGUGCACCUCGUCGCGAAACUCUGCUUGCCUCCAUUCGAGAGUACAAUCCGUCGGAGACCAUUUUCGAGAUCGGUUCCAGGGGACCACAGUCCGUCGCAGCUCUCAUGAAGCAGCGUCGCCUUGCUAUUUCUCGCCAGCGCGCCCGUACCACAGCCAAGGAUGAGAAAGCGGCGGACGAGGAACAGGCGGAGCAGACCUCUAAGCCACUGCCACAAGCAUCGGCCAAGAAGUCUUACCGUGAUCCCAACUUCUUCCUCCCCCACGAGAAUGUGGAGACCAACAGAGAGAAGGGAUACUCGUUGAACGAGGGAGCCUCCUUCGCGGAGCAAGCCCGGUCUGCCACUCUUGACCUCAAUGCCGAUGAAGGCGAAGCCCAACGUGCCCAGAAGGCCAGUCAGAUGAAAUGGGAUCGCAAGAAGAAGCGCUUUGUGAAGGGCGACGGCAUCGGCGGCGACAACCAGAAGAUGAUUCGAGGCGAAAGUGGCGCUCUCCUGCCUGCUACCUUCAAGAGCGGACGUUAUGCUGAAUGGAAGCAACAGAACCGCAAUGCACCUCAGAACGACGCGUCGGCCGCACCGGCGCCAGGACGUCACCAGCGUGGUUCUGGAAAGCAUACAACCAAGGGACUGGCGACAGCGGAGACUAUUCUGAAAGACAGACGUGAACAGCUCAAGCGAAAGCAAAAGAACGCGCGUCCUUCCAGCAAGAACAAGAAGAGGCGCUAA